Ilex paraguariensis (yerba mate) is the source of this 2083-nucleotide messenger RNA. The record is from the annotation of a GenBank genome assembly. Lineage: Eukaryota; Viridiplantae; Streptophyta; Magnoliopsida; Aquifoliales; Aquifoliaceae.
AUGUCUAGAGAAGCAUUUCUUUUGAUGGCUUGCAUUCAAUCAUGUGGUGGUCCUUGGGGCCUCAAGAUGCCUAUAGACGUUCUCCGUGGAUCUCGAUCCAAAAAAAUUCUCAAUGCCCAGUUUGACAAGCUUUCGUUGCAUGGCUUGGGGAAAGAGUUAUCAUCUGAUUGGUGGAAAGCACUAGCUUACCAAUUAAUAUCUCAAGGCUCACGUUAUCUUCGUCGUAUUCAUCCAUACCUGUUUGCAACAUUUAUGGUGACUCAGGCAGUUUCUCAGCUGAAUUUCCAAUCUAGUGCAGGCUCACGUUAUCUUCGUCGUAUUCAUCCAUACCUGUUUGCAACAUUUAUGGUGACUCAGGCAGUUUCUCAGCUGAAUUUCCAAUCUAGUGCAGGUUAUUUGUUCGAGAAAGUUAGCGAGAUAUAUAAAACUGUCAGUGUCAGUUCAAAAGGGUUGCAGUUUCUGAGUUCUUGUAGACCCGAUCAUCAACCUCCAUUAAUUCUGCGGAUGACUGGGGAAAUGGUUGAUCAUGAGGAACAUAAAAACAGACCAAGUGAAGUCAGCGAGUUCAAUGGUUUGGCUCCUCUGCAAUAUGAGGGAUUGUCACAGGCUGAGGCAGAACUCUAUAAAAUGCUGUUAGAAAAGAGAAUGAAGUUUGCAAGAGCUGCUGGAACCGCUCCAUAUGCUAUAUGUGGUGAUCAAACAUUGAAAAAGAUAGCAUUGGCAAGGCCAUCUACUAAAGCAAGGCUAGCAAACAUCGAUGGUGUGAACCAGCACCUAAUGACAAUGUACGGGGAUCUUUUUCUUCAAAGUAUUCAACAUCUAUCUCGGGGGCUGAACCUUUCUUUGGACGGGGAGACAAGCAUACAGCCCGCUAUCACAAAAAGGAUUUAUACAGUACCAAACCACCAGACAAAAUUAACUCCGGCAAAAUUUGAAGCUUGGAAAAUGUGGCAAGAGGAUGGCCUCUCAAUUCAGAAGAUUGCUAGCUUCCCCAGUAGAUCAGUUCCCAUAAAAGAAGAAACUGUAAUCAACUAUCUCCUCGAAGCUGCCCGAGAGGGAUGUGUAAUUAAUUGGACCAGGUUCUGUGAGGGGAUCGGCCUCACCCAAGAUGUGGUCAACAGUAUUCAGACUGCUGUAUCAAAAGUUGGCUCAAAAGACAAGUUGAAGCCUAUCAAAAAUGAAUUGCCAGAAGAGAUAAGUUAUGUCCAUAUCAAGGCAUAUUUGACAAUGGAUGAUUUGGGGCUGUCAGCAGAAGGAGUUCAAUCCUGCCACCAGCCUAGCUGUAAAGCUAAUGAAAAUUCUGAAGAGAUGUCAGAACUAUCACAAACAUCCUAUUUGCCAUCUCACGUCAGACCUUGUGACGUUGAAAGACUAGUAAAUACUGCAGCCUGUCAUUAUUCUUCAGAUGAUGGUGAAGGAGCAGUCCCAGUUCCCCUUGUGUUGUUCACAAGCUCAAAGCAAGCCCCAAUCUUUACUGAUGAUCUUCAUGAUGGAAAACGCCAAAAAGUUGAUGCAACAGGAGAAGAGAAUCCUGUUGCACUGGAGGCAACAGAGAGUUCCAUAUUAAACUGGAUUAAGAAAUUUGAUCAUGGGGUCUCUCUAUCUGAUAUUUUCAAGCACUUCAAAGGAUCCACCAAAGAGUCUAUAGUUGAUCUGCUGAGCUGCCUUGAAAGUGAGUUUUUGAUAUUUAAAAAAAAUAACUUGUAUAUGCUUAUGUGAUUUAGUGCUGCAAAGUUUGCAGACUGGGUUUUUUGUUUAGGAAUCCUUUGCCAUCUGAUUGGUCUUCCCUAUUUUAUUGUGUGUGAAUCAGCAGCGCCUCUAGACGUGUGGUUGGUUGAAAACUUGUGAAUAUAGAACAAAUCUAAAACUGUUAUGUCGCCUUAUGACAUGUUGGCAUGAACUGGUUGAAGAUUGUGGGUUUCACUCUGGGAGUUAGCAUGAUUUGAGCAGAAACCAAUCCAUCCGGUUGAAUGUGUAGCCAUAUCAAUGCCUUAUCCUAGAUGGUUGUACUAUGUUAUAUCAAGUCCUGCCAAUUCCCUCUAUACUGAACAGGUCUUGCCAGUGGCAGUGUGCUCCAUCCAUG